CUGUUUUUGCUAAUCGCUUGCUGCAGCUACGUCGUCGUUUAGUUCGUUUCUUCCUUCGAAUGCAAGUAAUUCGCUGUUUAAUCGAAUUCUGGGUCCAGCUAGUGUAGUGAGUCAACAACAUUUUGACUAGGUGAAAUUAUUCUUAAGAAUUGCAAAUACCUAUUUGGCUGAUAUGUGCUGCACUCAGGAAUCCUACGACUAGGGAAAUCUCGAGGCCAUCGGACAGAGGAACCUUAAAAACUGCACACUUAACGCACCAAAGAACAGGAGGUUGCAUCUUUGUACGUCGUGAAUAUACGUUCGUCACUCCGUGUCGUCUUUGCGUCCCCGAUUCGUUUCCCAUGCGUGUCCCGGAUGCAUCGCAGAAAUGGGCUUUGCUGCAGUAAGGUGAAGGGACAAUCCCGUGCAACAAAGGAAAAUAAUAAAAAAUAAACGCCUUUAAGCGGAACGAAUCAAACUAGGUAUCUAACUAGUUCUGUUGCUGCUCUUGUCUUCUGCUGCUGGUGGUGGUGAUAAUUCGUUCGUUGAGGUCGUCUUCCUGUAGCGAAGUCAGCGAUCUCGAGAUGAGUAACUACUCGUCUGCUUCGUCGCCAGCAUCGCCACCACGUCCGGAGCAAAUUGGUAGGAGCCUGGCGGAGGAAUUGGGCCACCAAGAAAGCCACACCACAAAUGGCUCAGUAAAUCGAUCGACGGCACAGAAUUUCGAUUCCAACAGCAACAGUACUUUUGGGGCACCUGUUUCGGGAGGAAGCAGCAGCAGACCGACGGGUCAGUACAAAAUGAACAUCAACAAUGGAGGAGAGGAUGGGGUGGAAGAAGCACCAGUUUUGGGAAGCUCACGGGCGGCCUUGAACGAAGAGCGAUUACGACGAAAGUUGCAAUUUUUCUUCAUGAAUCCAAUCGAAAAGUGGCAAGCCAAGCAGCGGUUUCCCUACAAGUUUGUCGUACAAGUGAUAAAGAUAGUUCUUGUGACGUUGCAGCUCUGUCUGUUUGCACAUUCCCGAUACACCCACGUGAACUACACUUGGGACAAUACCAUUACAUUCUCGCAUCUGUUUCUGCGUGGCUGGGACAUCACGAUGGAAGUCAGUACUUAUCCGCCGGAAACGGGGCCACUUUCGGUGUACGUCAUAGAAGAUUUUUUCAAAACCAUUGACUAUGCCAUCGAUGGAUACGCGAACCUAUCGGAAGCGAUUGGACCCUACUCUUAUCCCAAUGAGGAUAACUCGAUGGCACCGAUGCAGCUGUGCUUGUACCGAUACAAAGACGGUACCAUUUUCGGGUUCAACGAAAGCUACGUUUUCAAUCCGGAAAUCGACACCCUCUGUCUGGACAUGGACAGCAACGUUACCCAGAUUGGUAGUCGAAAGUACCUUCAUCAAAAAGGUAUCUACAUAAAUUUCUCAGCACUGGUCAAAGCUGAACUAACGUUUGCCAUCAAAACCGUCAAUUUUAAGGCGGCCGGACCAAUCACGGCUCCCGAUUGUUACCAGUUUGAUAUUCUCAUCAUGUUCAACAAUCAGGAUCACGACGGCCAAAUGACUCUAAGGCUGGAAGCCGAACCAACCCGGCUUGUUUGCCACGGCGAUGUCGAAUUCGUCAAAAAUUCUCGAAUUGAAGACGCCCUCCGAAGUGUCCUCAACAUACUAGUCAUCCUGAUCUGUCUCGCGUCCUUUGCGCUUUGUGCCCGUGCCAUUUACCGCGCCCAACUUCUACGGGUUAUUACGUGUGAUUUCUUCAAGGAUAACUUUGGCAAAGAUCUGUCCAACGAUGGCAAGUGGGAGUUCAUCAAUGUGUGGUACAUAAUGAUCGUCUGCAACGACGUGCUUCUCGUCAUCGGUUCCGCCCUCAAGGAACAAAUCGAACAGAAACAUUUUAUUGCCGAUGACUGGAAUGUAUGCUCACUGCUCCUAGGAAUCGGCAACCUACUGGUGUGGUUCGGAGUCCUACGAUACCUGGGCUUCUUCAAAACCUACAACGUGGUCAUCCUGACCCUCAAAAAAGCGGCCCCAAAAAUCCUUCGAUUCCUGCUCUGCGCCCUCCUCAUCUAUGCCGGUUUCACUUUCUGUGGCUGGCUAGUCCUAGGACCGUACCACAUCAAAUUUCGGUCCCUAUCGACCACUUCCGAGUGUCUUUUCUCGCUCAUCAACGGAGACGACAUGUUUGCCACCUUCACCAUCAUGUCCGAGAAGUCCUUGAUGCUCUGGUGGUUCUGCCGCAUCUAUCUGUACUCCUUCACCAGCCUCUACAUCUACGUGGUCCUAUCCCUAUUCAUCUCGGUCAUCAUGGAUGCGUACGACACCAUCAAAAAGUAUUACAAGGAGGGCUUCCCGCUCUCGGAUCUGCGUCAGUUCGUGGGUCCGUAUCACCCCAACGACUUCACCGCCGGAGUAUUCAGGGACGACGACUACGAAUGCGAGUACCCCUCUUUCGGCCAGGUCCUCCGACGGACGCUCUGCUUCUGGCGAUCCAGUCAGGAUCGGGGACCCAGCGGCUACACUUCACUCAUUCCCAAAAACUCGAACGCGCCCUAGACACACUACAAACAAGCGGUCAGGAAAACCAAACAGGUCUAAACCAAAAAGAAAUAAAUGGAGGAAAGCAAACUGCUGCAAUUCGUGAUUGAUAUUUUCUUUAGUGUUAUGUGUAUACGAAAAUUGAACAUGAUGAGGCCAACGGAAAGCAUUCACCGGAUAUUUGUUAAACCACUAGCAUUCAUCACACUGAUAGCAAAAGUUUAUAUAUGUAGAUCUUUAUUGUUUUUAAGGUGAGAAAAUAAACGCAAUUUGUAGAUACUGUCCAA
Molecule: messenger RNA, 2803 nt
Organism: Uranotaenia lowii
Lineage: Eukaryota; Metazoa; Arthropoda; Insecta; Diptera; Culicidae
Product: mucolipin-3-like
Exons: 3
Coding region: 564-2534 (656 amino acids)
Cellular component (GO): lysosomal membrane; plasma membrane
Molecular function (GO): NAADP-sensitive calcium-release channel activity
Source: RefSeq, a predicted model, not a curated record